AAACCUGUUAGUUGGACACACGCAAAGGGAAACACCAUGUCACUUUGGCAAAAAUAAUAUUUUUCAAUCCAACUUUCGAACCCUCUGAUUGGUAUCUACAUCUGACUAGAAUCUCUUUGAAUUUGGAAUCAUCAUAAAUAAAGCCUUUGGUUCCGAGGCACAAUCAAGAAAGCCAGCAUGGAGGGGCACCAGCAACAUCUUAUUGAGACAGAGCAAGGUACUCCCAACACAAAAUCACACAAGAAACUAGCUCUUCUCCCUUUGGUUUUUCUCAUCUACUUUGAGGUUGCUGGUGGGCCCUAUGGGGAGGAGCCUGCAGUGGGAGCUGCAGGCCCAUUAUUUGCCAUCCUUGGCUUUCUCAUUUUCCCCUUCAUUUGGAGCAUCCCUGAGGCUCUCCUCACUGCAGAGCUGGCCACAACCUUCCCUGGCAAUGGUGGCUUUGUCAUAUGGGCUAAUGAGGCCUUUGGGCCCUUCUGGGGCUCCCUCAUGGGCUUCUGGAAGUUCUUCAGUGGGGUCAUAAACUUAGCCUCAUACCCAGUUCUCUGCGUGGAUUAUUUGAAAUUGGUGAUUCCACUUCUCUCUUCUGGCUUCCCUAGAUAUGUGUCCAUCGUUAUCUCCACUUGUGUGCUAUCUUUUUUGAACUAUUCUGGUUUGGCUAUAGUUGGUUACACUGCAGUUGCUCUUGGUGUUGUUUCCCUCUUGCCCUUUUUGUUGCUGUGUUUGUUUUCCUUGCCCAAAUUGGACCCGACCAGGUGGUUAAGUUUGGGUGAGGAGGGUGUGAAGAAGGAUUGGACACUCUACUUCAACACCAUCUUUUGGAACUUGAACUUUUGGGACAGUGCUAGUACUCUAGCUGGUGAAGUUGAGGAGCCACAUAAGACUUUUCCAAAGGCCUUGUUGUCUGCAGGGUUGCUUACUUGUUUGGGUUAUCUUCUUCCCUUAUUGGCUGCCACUGGGGCUAUGCCACUAGAUCAGGGAAAUUGGGUUGGAGGGUAUUUUGCAGAUGUGGCUGGGGUCAUUGCUGGGAAGUGGUUGAAAAUUUGGAUGGAAAUUGGUGCUGUGCUGUCAGUAAUUGGGCUUUUUGAAGCCCAAUUAAGCAGUGCUGCAUAUCAGCUUCUGGGGAUGUCUGAUUUGGGGUUUAUACCUAGAAUUUUUGGAGAAAGGUCUAAGUGGUUCAACACUCCUUGGAUGGCCAUUUUGGUCUCAACAAUUGUAGCACUUGCUAUGUGUUUUUUUACUUUCACAGAUAUCAUUUCUACUGUGAAUUUUUUGUAUAGUUUGGGGAUGCUUUUGGAGUUUGCAGCUUUCUUAAGAUUGAGGAGGAAGUUCCCAUCUUUGAAAAGACCCUUUCAGGUUCCAUUGGGAUUCUUCGGUUUGAUCAUCAUGUGCUUGGUGCCAUCUUUGCUUUUGGUGUAUGUCAUGACUGUUGCUUCCAGAAUUGUUUAUGUGGCUAGUGCUUUUCUCACCUGUCUUGGCAUUGUGUUAUAUUAUUUUAUGAAUUUUUGUAAGUCUAGGAAGUGGGUUGAAUUCAGCCGCGUGGGAGAUAAAUUAGAUGAAGAUGAAUAUGUUCUGUAGAAGUAGGUAUAGUUGGUGGUGAUUCAUUUGACGUUUUUGUUUGGGGUAGAAGAAUCUUUGUUUAUAAUUCAUAUAUUGUAUGUAUAUUUCUGCAGGAGAAAUUGGAUUCUCCUCGGUCAUUAUUGUUUGAAGUAUAGUUUGUCAUGUAAAUGUAUUGAUGACGAUCUACGUUCCCUAAACAAUCAGCAAUGUGUGGUUAUUUUUUUUAUUUCAAA
Messenger RNA from Cajanus cajan (pigeon pea), 1790 nucleotides. Its product is annotated as putative polyamine transporter At3g13620. The record is from RefSeq and is a predicted model, not a curated record. Gene Ontology annotation, biological process: transmembrane transport. Lineage: Eukaryota; Viridiplantae; Streptophyta; Magnoliopsida; Fabales; Fabaceae. Gene Ontology annotation, cellular component: membrane. Gene Ontology annotation, molecular function: transmembrane transporter activity.